Meloidogyne enterolobii is the source of this 267-nucleotide messenger RNA. The record is from the annotation of a GenBank genome assembly. Lineage: Eukaryota; Metazoa; Nematoda; Chromadorea; Rhabditida; Meloidogynidae.
UUAAUCUCGCAUGGAAUAAUUGAGAAAAUCAACAAAACACUCGAAAAACAUUCAAAAGAUUUAUUUGCCAUUGCACAUAAAUACCAAGUAAAACAAUUAAUGGAUGUUUGUGAAGAUUAUAUGAUCUCAACUAUUGCUGCUGAAAACUUUAGCAAGCUUUGUCUUUUUGCUGAGUUAUAUCAUCUUUCAAAACUUUCAAAGGUAGAUUGUUUAAUCUAUUUAGUGACAAUUGCGGAUACUUUUAAAUUUGCUGACAAAAUUUGUUAG